This is a messenger RNA of Microthlaspi erraticum, 450 nucleotides long. NCBI's taxonomy places the organism in Eukaryota, Viridiplantae, Streptophyta, Magnoliopsida, Brassicales, Brassicaceae. The record is from the annotation of a GenBank genome assembly.
AUGUUUUCAACCAAUUUUGAGCCGGUUCAUAUCUGCUUUGAUGAUGCCACGAUAACCGGAGAUGAAAUCACAGAAAUUUUGGCGUUUCUUCAAUCGGACGAGUUGGACAAUCCGUGUGGUUCAGAGGAAAUGGUAGAACCGGUUGAUGAGAGGAAGAGAAGACGAACGUUAUCAAACCGGGAAUCAGCAAAGAGAUCAAGAUUGAGGAAGAAGAGACGUUUUGAGGAGUUAACCGAAGAGGUAAACCAGUUGAACUUGAAGAACCAGGAGCUGAAAAACCAGCUGGCCAAUGUUUUGAGCUGUGAUAAUGCCAUAUCAAGGGAGAAUAAUCGGUUGAAAACCGAAUCGGUUUGCCUUGAAAUCAGGUUUCUAGAGUUGUACCGGUUUUUAUUGGCCAUGCAAUCGCCAGUCUCAACGAGAUUAUAUUACUUAACAAAGCUUGCGAACUAA